This is a messenger RNA of Elaeis guineensis (African oil palm), 2810 nucleotides long. Its product is annotated as probable glucuronosyltransferase Os03g0107900. Gene Ontology annotation, molecular function: glycosyltransferase activity. Gene Ontology annotation, biological process: glucuronoxylan biosynthetic process. The record is from RefSeq and is a predicted model, not a curated record. Lineage: Eukaryota; Viridiplantae; Streptophyta; Magnoliopsida; Arecales; Arecaceae.
CCCUUUCUCGCCCUAUGGAUUCUGGUAAGCUUCAGCUCAAAAAAUCCAGACGCAUAGCACCAACCAGACCCCAUAAAUGACGUGAAAAUAAAAACAACGCCCCGCUUCUCCACCAACCCCUCUUAUCUCUCUCCUAAUAAUACUCCUCCAAGUUCCCUUCACCUCUACUCCACUUCCUACUCCCUCCGAAAACACCACCCCACCCUCCUCCAAAUCCCCUCAAACUCCCUCCCUUUUCUCCUUCCUAUUUUAACCUCCCAUGCCGGAGCUCAGAGCUUCCCACCAUAAACCCAGAAGCUAUUUCCCCUCCCACCCUUCCUCCUCCUCCCCUCACAUGAAGCUCCUCCCCAGAAGAACCCACCCCCACCACCACUACGACAAAGCCCUCUACCUCAAAAAGUACUCCAAAUGGCUCCUCUGGCUCGGUCUCUCCAUCUACCUCUUCUCCUCCUCCUCUUCCACUCUCUUCCCUCGCCCCACCCCCACUUCCCUCCCCCAAACUACCCUCCCCCUCAAAACCACCCCUCGUGCCCUCAUCGAAGCUCGUAAUACUUCAACUUCUCCUCCCUUCAAGAUCUAUGUCUACGAUCUGCCCUCCAGGUUUAAUAGAGACUGGCUGGCCGACCAGCGGUGCGAGACCCAUUUGUUCGCGGCGGAGGUGGCGCUCCACGAGGCGUUCCUCGACUUCCCCCACCGCGCUCUCGACCCCAACGAUGCCGAUUUCUUCUUCGUCCCCGUCUAUGUGUCUUGUAAUUUUAGCACUCCGAAUGGAUUCCCUUCGCUUCGCCACGCCCGCCCCCUCCUCGCCUCCGCCGUGGAGCUCAUCUCCUCCCAGCUCCCCUUCUGGAACCGCUCCCGCGGCCGCGACCACCUCUUCGUCGCCUCCCACGACUACGGCGCCUGUUUCCACGCCAUGGAGGAUAGGGCGAUCGAGAAUGGGAUCCCUGAGUUCUUGAAGGAGUCCAUUAUCUUGCAGACGUUUGGGGUGCGGACGCCGCAUGUGUGCCAGGAGGUGGAGCACGUGCAGAUACCGCCGUACGUGCCGCCGGAUAUUGAACGGUGGCCGGCGCCGGAGACGGCGAAGAGGGACAUCUGGGUGUUCUUCCGGGGAAAGAUGGAGGUCCAUCCCAAGAACAUCAGCGGCCGGUUCUACGGCAAGAGGGUGAGAACCGAUAUCUGGAAUCGAUACAACACCAAUCCUCGGUUUUAUCUCCGAAGAAAGCGGUUCGCGGGCUACCGGUCGGAGAUCGCGCGGUCGGUGUUCUGCUUGUGCCCCCUCGGGUGGGCCCCGUGGAGCCCACGCCUGGUGGAGGCGGUGGCGCUGGGCUGCGUUCCCGUCAUCAUCGCUGACGGAAUCCGCCUCCCGUUCCCGGCGGCUGUCCGGUGGUCGGAGAUCUCCCUCACGGUGGCGGAGCGCGACGUCGGCGAUCUGGAGCCCAUUCUGGACCACGUGGCGGCCACCAACCUCUCCGCGAUCCAGCUCAACCUGUGGGACACGGCCAAGCGGCGUGCGCUGCUCUUCCACCGUCGGAUCGAGGUGGGCGACGCCACGUGGCAAGUGCUGAAGGAGUUCGAGGGGAAGCUAGAUCGGUCCUGGCGGCGGGGGCGGGACCACCAAUUACGAGUCGACUCGUGGAGGUAGAAACUCGGGGCGCUUUUCCUGAUAUGCUGGCUGUGGGUUGGGGACAGCUGGCGGUUUCUUGGGUUGCUCGAGCGGGGACUGAGAGGAGGAGGUGGGACUCACUGCUAAAUAAUUGCUGGUUUGCUGAGCUGGCAUCGCCGUGGGUAGUACGACCAGUGAGAGGCUGUACAGGGUCCACGAGAAACUUAUACUUUAUUUUGCAUUUUUUCAAAAGAGAGAAGAAUAAAAAGAGUAAGUAAAUAAAUAAAUAAAUAGAAUUUAGUUUUUUUUUGAUAAGCAAAUAGAAUUUAGUUUUAGAAAAGGAAUCUCCUUUUGGUGAAUAAUUGAGUGUAGAGGUAUAGUUUUCUAUAUUUAAUAAUGGGAAAUGGUUGGCUGGAUGAUGAAAUUAUUAGGUGGUGGAGAGUGGGUGUGCAAAAGUGGGCAGGAUAUAAUAAUUAUCAAUUAAUUUAAAUAUAAAUGUAAAAGUGCGGUUGGUUCCUUUUUCGGUCAGAUAGGUUUUGCUGGUAGUCUUUUUUAUAUUAUAUUUAUAUUUAAUAUAUCUUGGUACUUCAACUUUUCCCUUUUUUUUUUUUUUUUUGAGAAAAAGUAUAUGUCCCUUUUGCAUUCUAUAUAAGAUAUUAUGCGUGUUUGGCUGCCUCUGUGCAUUUGGAAAAUUUGAUGAAAUAAAUAAUAUUAGUGAAAUUUAAUAAGGUAAACACGUAGGUAACGUUAUUGGAACUAAUAUUAAUUUAAUUAUUUUAAAUAGUAUUAAAUAAAACAUUUGGUAUUUUGUUCCGUCAAUCAUUAGAACCGGCUUUCGUUGUCGUCCGCUGGUUGUAAUGAGUGGAUUUUUGAGCUGCCGCGAGAUGGAUUUUGAGCUGCCAGUUUCGAAUGCGAUUCAUGGAGAAAAAAUGUAGGAGAACGUGGGAUAUUCGCUACAUCCCCUCUCUCGAGUGCCGGGGCAUCAGCCACCAACCAAAAGACGAACGCAUCCAUCCACCCAACUAUGAGAAGUGGACGGCGUGAUCAAACUAGGCCCACGAUACCUACCUAUUGAAAUAUUGUAACUAGGGGCACAAUUACUUAAGGUUCGUUUUUUUUUUUUUUUUCCUAAAAAGCAAUGUACCUAGAUAGCUUGUCGUACAGGACAUCGCACUAAAUAGGAUUCGCCCUUGUGGGAAUCCACUAU